Molecule: messenger RNA, 1395 nt
Organism: Cuscuta epithymum
Lineage: Eukaryota; Viridiplantae; Streptophyta; Magnoliopsida; Solanales; Convolvulaceae
Source: the annotation of a GenBank genome assembly
UAGUCCUGACACCAGAUCGGAUAGGCUCGGAAACCGCUCCGGUUCUUACUCUGUCUCUCUAAGCACAUUAGUGGAGCUUUCUGGUUUCAAUCAAUUUACCAUAUCUUCUUCUUUGACAUUUUGAUUUUUAAUGAAUUUCUUCCGUAGAUUAUUACUACUGCGUCACUGCGUUCUACUCCAUUAGAUUAUUUUCUCGUCCGAAUUCAGAAGCCCUCUCGGUUGCUAUCAAUACUCGUAAUUAUACCAUGAAGAAGAAACUCGAUACCCGUUUCCCUGCGGCUCGGAUCAAGAAAAUUAUGCAAGCUGAUGAGGAUGUUGGAAAGAUUGCAAUGGCAGUGCCUGUUUUAGUAUCUAAAGCCUUGGAGUUGUUUUUGCAAGACCUGUGUGAUAGGACAUAUGACAUAACUCUUAGAAGAGGAGCAAAGACUGUCAACUCUUCACAUUUGAAGCAAUGUAUACAGAGCUACAAUGUCUUUGACUUUUUGAAAGAAGUUGUGAGCAAGGUCCCCGACUAUGCUAAUUCUGAUGCCGGUGCUGAAGUGUCAAGAAGAAGGAAAGUUGCAACGGAUGAAGUCAAUGAGAGUGAUGAUGAAUCCAAAAGGAGCAAGACGGAAGCAUGUCCUGCAAGCAGUGGUGGUGGCAGGGGAAGAGGUAGGGGAAGGGGUAGGGGUAGAGGGCGUGGGACUCGCACUGAUAGGGAGCCUGCUCAACAUGAUGUUGAAACCGAUACCCAUUCUUCUCAACAUAUAUAUUCUACUCAUACCCAGAAUCCUGUGAUGUUGAAGGAAACCUGUCUCGAGUCAAAGGAGUCAUUACCUCAACUGGAUCCUAAUGCAACAGAUGGUGUUCACAAAUCAGAAAUCAAUUACAUUAAUGUAAAGGUACCUGGAUUCCAAACGGAUCCUAAGGCUAAUGGGGAUGGGAGUGCUGAUAAAGUGGAAAAUUGCGUUGGAACAUCAAUGCCUCCAGACGCUAAAGACAGUGCUGCUGGUCUGGUGCUUUCUGAGAUUGACAGAAUGGCUGUUGACCCGCUCCAUUUUGCACAGUUCAACUCAAAUGUUGAAGAUGAGGAAGAAGAAGACUACGAUGACGAAGGGUGAUUAAAUGAAAAUGAAGAGCUUUAGAAUGAAUAUUCAAGUCUUCAAUUUCAUCUUCCUUGCUGUAUUAAUAUGUAAUGUAGAUUUACGAAUUUUAUCUGCAACUAAUCUUGUUAACUCCGAUAAUAAUUCUUAUGAGAAAAAGAGGUGUAGCUCAGGAUAGCUAGGAGUUAGCAAUGUCACAUUAUGUAUCUCAUUUAUUUCCAUCGAGUGUAUGACACUCCGUUUUUACCAUUAUGAAACGUUUGUUUGAUUAAUGUAAAAACACUCUUGAGAAGAAAGAAUCUGAAGAACCCUG